CUACCACUUUUACCGACACGCAGUAUCUUGGGCAUACCGCUGCUGAGGCGCUCAGACAUAGCGGGCCUUGCAUCGGCGAGCGCUGCGCUCAAGCAGCUUGGCCUUCCAUCUCCUGGCUUGGAAGGAGCCUGUAUAGCGGCAUCUCAAGCUCAGGAUGAUGGCAAGGUGGCGAUAUGCAAGCUUGCUGUGGGUGCGACCGGUGAAAUGUCAGAUGGCUCUCCAUCCAUUACGGUAUGCAACAAGGCCAGCGCCAGCGGGGUCGCGACCAUCGACCUCAGCUCGGUGCUCGACAGCGACCUAAACGAGCAGCAGUGGCGCGAGGCAGAGGCUGACUACUGCAGCCGGCUGCUGGACGGUCAGGCCGAGGCGAUGAGCCUGCGCGAGGUCUUCGACGCCUUCGGUCGGCUCGUCUGCCUGAACCGCUGCUGGGGGCAGCUGCGGCACGCCGCAAAGCAGGCGUCCGCCCCCAGGGCCAGCGGCCCCAAUGCGGCGGAACACACGCCUGACGGCAGCGCGCCGCCGGUUCCUGCCGUUAUCGACGCGGCCGUGUUACGGCAGCAGCUGCUGCAGGCUCUGCAGCGGCCUGCCUUCAACGACUGUGAGCUGCUGGGCUGGCUGGGCCGUGUGGUGCCAUGGAAUGAGGCGGCGGCACGGCGGCUGGAACGGCUGCGUGCCGCACCCGCCGUCGAUGCAGACACUAAGAAGCACCACGGCGCUCAGGGGGCACAGCAAGCGAAGCAGGGGCAGCCCACAGGGCCGCCACAACAGCAGCAGCACUUCCUCCAAACGCUGCCCAAAUUGCAGACGCGGGACCUGUGUCGUGCUGGCGAUAUCACGGCGGCGACUGCGAUCGAGAAAGCGACACAGCCGCCGGGGCCAGACACGCCGGCGGCAAUGGACGGGACUUGGGUUAGCCAGCAGCCGACCCACAUGGCUCCAGACGCGGCUAUCGCAGCCUGUUGGGACGGCACUGCUGCCCCUGCGGCAGGUGCUGCCCCCAUGACGGGCCGUGCAGUGGCCGCGCCGCUGUUGUCUCCACCACCGCCGGCAGCAGCAGGGAAUGCCAGCGUCGCUGGCAUAGCUGGGACCGGGGGCGGGGCUGGGCCUGGCGACACGCUCGCCCAGCAGCAGCACAGCUAUGGGCGACGGAGGUCGAACUCUCCGCGCUCGUCCACAUCUUCUGGCUCCUUCUCUAGCCGCUCGUACUCCAGCCGCUCUUAUACCACGCGCUCGCGCUCCACUUCGCGGUCACGCUCCCGGUCACGCUCAUGGCCGCGCUCAGGGCGGUCACGCUCACGGUCAUACUCACGGUCACGCUCACGGUCAUACUCACGGUCACGCUCACGGUCAUACUCACGGCCACGCUCCAAUUCCCCAUCAUCCUCAUCCUCUGGCUCCGACUCCGGCUCGCCCUCCACAUCCAGCAGCUCUGGCUCGCGGCGGCAACGGCAGAGCAGGGGCAUGGUGCCUCACACCCGAUCUCCCGCUCCAUCGGAAGGCAAGUUGGGUGAGCGAGCGGCCGCCCAUGCCCAGUCGCAGACUGCGACUGGGAAAGGCACCGGCGACGGCGAAGGCGGCGCUGAGGGUGCUGGCGGUGCCGCGCCGGCGGCUGACGCACUGCCUGCGGCGGCGCCGGCGGCGGCAUUGCGACAGGAAGUCAUAGCGAAGGGCUUCGCCGCAACUGUGGACACGGCCUUGGAAAGGGAGCAACCGCUGCCAGCGGCACCGCCACAAGGGCUGGGGCUGCAGGAACGUGCCGGGCGUGCUCCGAAUGAGUGCUCACGGGACCCGUGCGCAGCUGCGAGAAUGCUGCCCGGUGGCAUGACCAUCGCAGCAGCACAAAGUGCAGCCGCGGCAGCGCGCCCGGUGGUAGCAGCGGCCGCCGCAGCACCUGCAAUUGCCGGUGACUCGGCAAGGCAGACGGCGGCGGUGGAGGUAGCAGCUGCAGAGGUGCCGCCACAAACACGGGCGCUAUCAGGCGCGGGCGGCCAAGCGCAGCUGAGCAGGCAGUCCUCCGAGCUGUCGGAGGGAGAGCUGCCCAGGAGCGACACGGCCUACCACGCGUCUGGGCAGCCGGCAGAGGACAACACAACAGCGAGCACGCGACCAGCUAAGGGGCCGCCUCCCCAUGACCGGCGGCCAUCAUCACGCCACCACCACAGCCCGGCAGACCGCGGGCGGGGCAGAUCGCCAGCCCGCAGCCGGGACAGGUCGCCUGCCCGUGGUCGGGACAGGUCCCGCUCACGCUCCAACCGGCAUCGGUCGCGCUCUCUGUCGCGCUACCCGCAGUGGCGUUCACGCUCGUGGACGCCUCCGCGCGGCGUCGCGCGGCGGGAGGCACAGUCGGAGCAGCUCGCGUGGGCGCGACAGCUGCACAAGUGGCUGCUGCGUCAGCCGGGGCACACGGCCACAAUCUUGCAGGCGCGCAGCGCUGGGCUGGGCGUCCCCGGCCGGGUGCUGGACGUGACGCGGCGCAAGCCGCACCUGUUUUGGGGGGAUCACUCGCAGCUGUGGGAUCUCCGGAGGCACAAGCAAAACUUUUGGCUGUCGGAGCUCCGCGUAGUGCUCCCAGAUGGCGCUGGAACGGGCGGCACUGAACCUGCGGCCGGCAGUCAGCAGCCCGCCGGCGGCGGAGAAACCUCGGCGCCAGGGAGUGAGCAGGAGCGGGCGCAACUGGAGGCACGCUACGUGCGCGAGCUGUACGCCUUCCUUCUCAUGCAUCCGGAAGGCAUCGCAGUACGCGACCUUUUCAGCUACAACAUGGAAGUGCCGCCUGGCAUCCUGCGCGGCCGCAAGAUCACCACACCCCUCAAGUACUACCAAUCCAUGGGCAUCCUUAGGAUUAACAACCCGCCGCCCGGCACGCCAGAGCCGCUCACGUUGUGGGCGGUGCCCGGGCGGCAUGCGGAGGCGGCUGUGGAAGAGGUGCGCGACCGCCUUGCCGUGCAGGGGCGACGGCGGCACAGCGCCGCGGCGGCGGCGACGGUGGUGAGGACGGUGGGUAGCUAGUGCGUGGCGGCGGCGCAGCUGCCGGUGGCGGCAUAACGUGACAGGUGGAGAGCUGCAUGGGUUCCCGUCUUACAAUAGAUGAGGUGCUGGGCCGCGCCGUCAUUUGCUAUACCGCGGCAGGUGCUCUGGAAAGUGUUCCCUGCACCUGCAUGUACGUGCUGUGGGAAGACUGCAGGUUUGAGUAGGUAUCGGCAGUGACGUGUGUGCAGGUUACGUGCUUGGGUGGCUGGCCAGCAGGAUGACGAACAGGCAAAGCAGUUAAUUGUGCAACGGUCUUGCAUCAUACAUAGGGUGGCCCACACUUAGGCCCACAUGCGCACAUGCGGCACCUCACUUGCCUGGUGGGCCCCACAUGGGAGGAUACUGCAGGAUGGAUGUGCAUGCACGCGUGUGUAACUUUGUAUCACG
Chlamydomonas reinhardtii is the source of this 3417-nucleotide messenger RNA. RefSeq lists its product as uncharacterized. Lineage: Eukaryota; Viridiplantae; Chlorophyta; Chlorophyceae; Chlamydomonadales; Chlamydomonadaceae. The record is from RefSeq and is a predicted model, not a curated record. The transcript has 5 exons. The coding region runs from base 205 to 3009 and encodes 934 amino acids.